GGUUAAUAAAGAGCAAAGAAGAAGCUCUCCAUUCCGAGCUUGUUCUCUGGAAAUGUUUCAUUUUAUUUUUGUCAAAUCGUUCAAACCGUCAAAAUGAACAAGUUGAGUAAAUCUCAGGAGUUUGACUCGUAUGAGGUGGAAGAACCGAGUGACGAGGAGCGAGCUGCCAGCAGUUCGGAGGAUGAGCUGGACGUGCUGCUGAACGGAACCCCGGAGCAGAAGAAGAAGCUGAUCCGGGAGUACCUGACCGGGGAGAGCGAGUCCUCCAGCGGGGACGAGUUUGAGAAAGAGAUGGAGGCAGAGCUGAGCUCCACCAUCAGGAACAUGGAGGGAACCUGGGGUCCAUCAGCUGGCACGAGAAGUACCGUACGCAGUAUCGAGCCAUGUUUGUGAUGAACUGCACGGUGAAACGAGACGAGCUGCUGCGCUACAAAGACCAGCAGCUGAGGAAGCCGAGGAAGAGGAGGAGAGGCCAGAAAGCUGAAGCUCCUGCAGACCAAGCUGCCGCCUCGAUGCCGGCGGCCGUGAUGGACUCAGACGAGGUUUAUCACCCGGUGAAGUGUUCUGAGUGCUCCACUGAGGUCGCUGUGCUCGAUAAAGACGAGGUCUACCAUUUUUUUAACAUCCUGGCCAGCCACUGCUGAGACRACCUGAGCUUUGGUUCAGCUGCUUCACAGAGGAGUGACUCAUCACCUCGACCUCUGAGGAUCUUUGACUUUCUUGGAUUUAAUCACUUUGAAAUAAUCUYGUUAUUUGGAUUUAAUCUCAAAUCAUUUCCUGGAUAAUUAAAUCUAUUUCUGGAUGAAAAAAGUGGUGAAACCUUCAGUGUGUGCUCCGUCUGAGGAAACAUUUUAUGUUUUAUACAAAAACUGAAACAUGUUGUGCUUUUAAUAAACUGUCCUAAAAGUUA
Messenger RNA from Austrofundulus limnaeus, 910 nucleotides. It is a transcript of the gene eapp, whose product is annotated as e2f-associated phosphoprotein. Gene Ontology annotation, cellular component: nucleus. Lineage: Eukaryota; Metazoa; Chordata; Actinopteri; Cyprinodontiformes; Rivulidae. The record is from RefSeq and is a predicted model, not a curated record.